Messenger RNA from Galeopterus variegatus (Sunda flying lemur), 4238 nucleotides. RefSeq names its product ubiquitin associated protein 2 (gene UBAP2). Lineage: Eukaryota; Metazoa; Chordata; Mammalia; Dermoptera; Cynocephalidae. Gene Ontology annotation, molecular function: protein binding. Gene Ontology annotation, cellular component: nucleus; cytoplasm. The record is from RefSeq and is a predicted model, not a curated record. The coding region runs from base 99 to 3437 and encodes 1112 amino acids. The transcript has 28 exons.
GCAGGUAACGAGCGGCGGCGGCAGCUGCGGGUCCCGAGUCCAGCGACAGCAGCAGCGAUUUUCUAUUUUGAACAUACGUUAUUUUCUAUAUACUGUAUAUGAUGACAUCAGUGAACAGUGACCGUUGCCGAGGUGCUCAGGAAAAAACACAGAUUUCAGCAACACAGGCAGCACAACCACAGAAACAAGUGGUACAGGCAACAGCCGAACAGAUGCGUCUCGCUCAAGUGAUCUUUGAUAAGAAUGAUUCAGAUUUUGAAGCUAAAGUUAAACAGCUUAUGGAAGUGACAGGGAAAAAUCAGGAUGAAUGCAUAGUGGCCCUACAUGACUGUAAUGGAGAUGUGAAUAAAGCUAUCAAUAUAUUGCUGGAAGGGAAUUCAGACACGACUUCAUGGGAGACUGUUGGGGGGAAGAAGAAGAACUUUGUAAAAGAAAGUUCAGAAAACAAAGAGAAUAAAGAGAAGAGAAGUGAGAGAGAAGCAAGUCAUGGACGUGGAAACAACAACCGGAAAGGAAGAGGUGGCAAUCGUUCCAGAGAGUUUAGAGGCGAAGAGAAUGGAAUUGAUUGCAAUCAAGGGGACAAACCUUCGGACCGGGGCAAGCGAGCCCGUGGUAGAGGAUUUGGACAUGGUAGAGGGAGAGGGACAGGAAAGUUCUCAACCCAAAGCAUGGGGACAUUUAAUCCUGCAGACUACUCAGAUUCUCCAUCUACAGAUGGGAGUGGGACAAAGUUAGUUUGGGAAGCUGCUCAGAAUGGUGCAGGUGAGGGAACUGGGGCCUGGAAGAAUUCUGUGGAAGAGUGGACAACAGAAGACUGGACUGAAGAUCUUUCUGAAACAAAGGUCUUCACUGCUUCCUCUGUUCCAGCCGAGAAUUGUGUCACAAUUGAGCAAAGCAUUGAUCUGGUAGCCUUGCUCCAGAAGCCUGUUCCUCCUAGUCAAGCCUCAGAAGUCAACUCCUUUGAAACUUCCCAACAGCAGGGCUUUGGUCAAGCUCUUGUCUUCACAAAUUCUCAGCACAACAAUCAGAUGGCAACAGGGACUGGCAGCUCCACCGCUGUCAACUCCUGUUCUCCUCAGAGUCUGUCAUCCGUUCUCGGCUCAGGAUUUGGAGAACUUGCACCAUCAAAAAUGGCAAACAUCACCAGCUCCCAGAUUUUGGACCAGUUGAAAACUUCGAGUUUGGGCCAGUUUACCACCACCCCAAGUUCACAGCAGAAUAGUACAAAUCCUCCCACAACUACUACUUCUUGGGAUCUCAAGCCCUCAGCAUCCCAGUCCUCAGUCUUCAGUCAUUUUGAUUUCAAAUCUCAGCCUGAGCCAUCCCCAGUUCUUAGCCAGUUGAGCCAGCGACAGCAGCACCAGACGCAGGCAGUCCCUGUUCCUCCUCCUGGUUUGGAGUCUUGUCUUUCCCAGGCAAAACUUCAAGAAUCAGUGCCUGGAGACAGUACUUCCACUGUGAACAAACUUUUGCAGCUUCCCAACGUGACUGUCAAAAACAUCACUGUGCCUGCCCACCAAACACAGCCCAAACACAUAAAACUCCCUAAGCGACGGAUACCUCCAGUUUCUAAGAUUCCAGCUUCUGCAGUGGAAAUGCCUGCUUCAGCAGAUUUCACAGGAUUAAAUGUUCAGUUUGGGGCCCUGGAGUUUGGUUCAGAACCCUCUCUCUCCGAAUUUGGAUCAGUUCCAAGCAGUGAAAAUAGUAAUCAGAUCCCCAUCAGCUUGUAUUCGAAGUCUUUAAGUGAUCCUUUGAAUACAUCCUUACCAAUGACCAGUGCAGUACCAAACUCCACCUAUACAACUUCAGUCAUUACCUCCUCCAGUCUAACUAGCUCAUCUGUGAGCUCCACUAGUCUAGUAACAACGUCUUCCUCCCAUGACCAGAGUUCUGUGCAUGACAGGAUUGUAUACCAAAGCUCUGUGAGUCCAUCGGAGUCAGCUCCAGGAACCAUCACGAAUGGACAUGGUGGUGGUCGAAGUCAGCAGACACUAGACACUACUUCAUCCGUUCCAGCUCCAAAGACAACAGACCCUCCCUCCGCCUUCCCAUCUGUGGGCUCCCUGCCCAGCACCACCUCCUGUGCCGUGCUUCUACCCUCCACCUCCCAGCACCCUGCCACUUUGCCUUCCUUGUCUCAGCCUGGAGACCUAUCCAGCAGCCCCAUCUCUCAGCUUAGCAGUUCACUGUCAGGCCAGCAGAGCAGCCUCUCCUCUGUGCACUCAGCACUCUCCUCGAGCACGUCACACACACACACCAGUGUGGAGAGUACCCCUUCCCUCCAAUCCUCAGCCACCUUUUCAACGGCAGCAACCUCCAUCUCGAGUGCCACAUCCUCAGGUGUCAGCCUUCCCAGUAGCACGAACACAGUGAACAGCCUUUGCCUGGGUGGGGCCACUGUAAGUGCACCCAACAGCAGUACCAGGGCUGCGCCCUUGGUGACCUCAGGCAAAGCACCCCCAAACCUGCCCCAGGGUGUGCCUCCCCUGCUGCACAACCAGUACCUUGUAGGCCCUGGAGGACUGCUUCCUGCCUACCCGAUCUAUAGCUAUGAUGAGCUCCAGAUGCUGCAGUCACGGUUGCCAGUGGAUUACUACGGAAUUCCCUUUGCUGCACCUACAGCCCUUGCCAGCCGAGAUGGGAGUUUCCCUAAUAAUCCAUAUUCAGGUGAUGUCACAAAGUUUGGUCGAGGUGACUGUGCAUCGCCUGCCCCCUCCACCACACUAGCUCAGCCACAGCAGAGCCAAUCCCAGACCCACCACACAGCGCAACAGCCCUUUCUGAAUCCUGCACUGCCACCUGGCUACAGCUACACCGGCCUUCCCUACUACACAGGCGUGCCCAGUGCUUUCCAGUAUGGGCCCACCAUGUUUGUCCCUCCAGCCUCAGCCAAGCAGCAUGGUGUGAACCUCAGCACCCCUACCACCCCUUUCCAGCAGGCCAGUGGUUAUGGUCAGCACAGCUAUGGCACAGGUUACGAUGACCUGACCCAGGGGACAGCAGCAGGGGACUACACCAAGGGUGGCUAUGGUGGAUCAUCGCAGGCACCAAACAAGUCUACAGGUUCUGGGCCUGGCAAAGGAGUAUCAGUGUCUUCAAGUGCCACUGGCCUACCUGAUAUGACUGGUUCUGUCUACAAGACGACUCAGACUUUUGACAAGCAGGGAUUUCAUGCAGGGACUCCGCCACCUUUCAGCCUGCCCUCGGCCUUGGGCUCCCCUGGGCCCCUGGCCCCUGGAGCAGCCCCUGGCUAUGCGCCCCCACCAUUCCUGCACAUUUUGCCAGCCCACCAGCAGCCCCACUCACAGCUGCUGCACCACCACCUUCCGCAGGAGACCCAGAAUGGCUCUGGUCAACGCAACCAGCCCAGCUCCCUACAGCCUAAGUCUCAGGCCUCCAAACCUGCUCACAGCAACUCUCCUUACUGGACAAACUAGACCCCGAAGAAAGGGGUAGGCUGGGCAGGGCUUACCCUUCGCAAGAGAUAACAUGUGGAGCACAUUUCUAAGAGCCCAGUGUCCUUUUCUAGAAUUCCUAGAUGUGUAACUGUGGCAGCCAAGCCUCUGAGGGGAGCCUGCCUCCCAGACCCGCUAUUGUAUGUUAUGUAUUUAUGUAUGUAUUUGUAAAUGUGAUAGAAGCUAUAGGGAGGGGGUGUGUGGCUGCAGAUAGUAGCCAGGUCUGCUCUGCUUAUUCAAGCCCCUUCUUGCUGUAGCAAAGAAACCCCCACCCCUUUCUGCCUUCAGGCCUCCCACAUUGCCCCUAGCAGCCCACUGGGCAGGAGGGCUUUCUAUGGAAGGGCUGGUUCAAGGCAGUUUGGGUAUUGGGAUCAGGUACCAAUGAAGAAUCACAACUUAACUUGCUCCCUAGUAAACCAUUGUUUUGAGUUUUCUUCCCUUUGUAAUUACUUUAUACCUGUGUUUUUCGAGAAACUGGUCUUUUCAUCAUGGUCCUCUUUGCCAAGUCUUGAUUUGAGAAUAGCAGAGAUAUCCCUGCACCUAACAUAAAACUACCUGUUUGUCUUCAUAUAGAGUAUAGACCAGGGGCUUCUGCUCUCCAGUCUGGUCUUGUCCCCAGAGACUUGCCUUCCUCUGGCUGACCAUUUUAAAAAUAAUCUGAACUAGGGCUCAGAGAUGUUCAGCUGGUCAGGUCCUCUAUUCCAGUUGUCCUGAACUAGGUGUGCAGCUGUUUCAGGGGUUUUCUCUUGCCUGAACUCCACCUAAUAAAGUUCUGAGAGCAUG